CCAUUGACUGUCACACUGGACCAUAAAGUGUAAGAAGAGCAAAGACUUUAGCUCUCCCCAUGCUAACAUAUUUUUAUUUUUAUUUUUGUUGUCCUUACCAGAAGCCACUCCAAAACGGAUCUGUAGCUAUCAUGAUGUGGUUGAGUAUCUGAACAUCUCCUCUAAAAGGGAACUCCUCUUAUACUCUAUACCCAAGAGGAACUGGGAAAGCUCCUUCGAAGUAGACCUAGACUUCUCUUUGAUAUCCAUCCUUGCAGUGCAAGAAAAGUCGCAGGUGGUCACAUUCUAUUUCUGGCUCUACAUGAACUGGACGAAUGACUUCCUCUCCUGGGAUCCUUUGGACUUCUGUAACAUUUCUGUUAUCACUCUUCCUGCAAACAUGUUUUGGGUUCCUGAAAUUUUCAUAGAUGAACGAGCUGAUGAAAACAAAUACACAGCCAGUACUCAUCUCAGCAUCAAUUCCACGGGUCAAAUUACUUUCUUUCAAUCGUAUCGGCUUACUUCCUCCUGCAACCUAGAUGUCCAUGCAUUUCCUUUCGACAAACAAAAGUGCAACUUAACACUGACAGUUUCAGUAUAUCCAGAUGAGAAUAUUUUAUUGAAGAGUGCUAAAACUUCCAAGGCAGCAAAUCAAGAUAGUCACAUAUAUUACAUGUCUAAUGGGGAAUGGAAGUUUGAAGAGCUGAGGACUAUUAAUCGUUAUGUAUCUUAUGGUUCAUUGAACUGCAGUGCGGUCAUUUAUGAGAUUACUAUGUCAAGACGAUCCAUAUUCUAUGUAUUAGUGGUAAUCAUCCCAAUGUUUGCUCUCUUUUUACUGGACAUGGCAAUUUCGUAUGCUUUUGGCACUCCUGGAGAAAAGGUUGCCUUCAAAGUGACCUUGAUCCUGCAGGUUACAUUUUUAUCCCUGAUUCUUACUGAUAAACUACCGGCAACAUCAGAUGAUCCACCAAUAAUAGCAAAGUUUUUCACCGGCAUGUUUGUGCUCCUGAUAUUUGGCAUCUUGGAGAAUGCCUUUGAGCUGUAUCUCAGGGAGAAGAAGCCGAAGUUCUCAUCCUUGGUAACAUGUGUGAAUAGAUUUAAGGGAAAGGAGAAAAAAGAAUCUGAGGAUGCUGUUACCUAUUUGGGAUCAGAAGUGCCCAAGGGGAAUGAUCUGAGCACUCCGUUUCCCUUGGCAGAAAGCAGCACUGUAGCAGACAGCCUGGCAUUUCUGAAACAUCUGGAUGGGGAGCUGCAACAGAACAAGAAACAUUUGGCUAUAGAAAAAGGCCAGGAUCUCACUGAACACCAUGAGAUCUUACUUCCUGUCGAGAAGGGGUUGUAUUGUAUCCGCCUGAUUUUAUCAUUGAUGUUUUUAGCCUUCAUUAUUAUAAGUUGGGCAUACUGAAGUACAGAUCAUUGACAUUUACUAUAUGAAAGGCCCCAUGUCACUCUGGCCCCUUCUACACUGCCAUAUAACAUCCAUAUAAUUUGAACUGGAUUAUAUGGCAAUGUAAAGUCAUAUAAUCCAGUUCAAAGCAGAUAAUGUGGAUUAUCUGCUUUGAUAAUCUGAAUUAUAUGCCAGUGUAGAUCCAGCCUCAGAUACCAGAAAAUCCACACAUGUGGUGCAGUUAUGCUAAGUGACCUGCUCUUGUUUGCAUAAGAUCACUAAGACUAGAUGACAGAAAGUCAUAUGGAAUGACUAAGCAAAUAUUGUGGGGAAAUUGGUAGGAAUUGGGGUAAUAUUUGCAACAUUGUGGAGAGUUGAGAAAGUGUUAGAUUUUUAAAGUCUCCGGUGACAUGUUUUCAGGCCUGACAUCUCAGCAAAGUGAAUGGAUAAUCUCUGAAGCCAGAACUGCCACUUUAAUUACCUAUAAUGUCAUUAUAACACCUACCGUUGCAUUUAUUUAUGCCUCUCAGUAAUGUUCAGGAACUUUAUUAUGUGUUGCAUUUGAGAACCGCUGGGAAAGGAACGAAUUAUUCAUGCAAGUGUGAAUAAACUGCAUGCCUCCAGAUGCUACUGGACUGCAUCUCUCAACGUUCCUCCCCAUUGACUAUGCUGGCCAGGAUUCAUGGAAUCUGCAAUCCAUCAAUAUUAAUUUGUGAAAACAGUCCAUCUAAAACAUCUGUUAAACAAUGCUAAAUGCUUAAAAACGAUAUCAAUUUGUGCAUAAGUAACAUAAAUAAAAACAAUAAAGUCAAGAGAUUGGAAUUGUU
This is a messenger RNA of Anolis carolinensis (green anole), 2193 nucleotides long. Its product is annotated as 5-hydroxytryptamine receptor 3A-like. Gene Ontology annotation, molecular function: transmembrane signaling receptor activity; acetylcholine-gated monoatomic cation-selective channel activity. The transcript is spliced from 8 exons. Gene Ontology annotation, biological process: monoatomic ion transmembrane transport; nervous system process; signal transduction. The record is from RefSeq and is a predicted model, not a curated record. NCBI's taxonomy places the organism in Eukaryota, Metazoa, Chordata, Lepidosauria, Squamata, Anolidae. Bases 302 to 1384 code for a protein of 360 amino acids. Gene Ontology annotation, cellular component: synapse; neuron projection; plasma membrane.